AUAAAGGUAUAUAAUCACAAUAAACCGCGAAAAUGAUACCGAAACACAUUCUGCUAUUGUUUUCAUAAAACAGCUGUUGACAAAACUAUUCAUAUAUGUGGCAACAAAGUUUAAUCAUAAUAAAGCGAUGGCCGAAUUAAGAAUUUUAAAAUAUUCAAUUCAUCAAAGUUCUAGUCACUCUACUCCAUUUAUACCAGAAAACAUCUUAACGGAUAAUCCUAAUGAUGGAACUUCCCGAUGGUCAUCAGAAACUAACAAUCCGCCACAGUUUUUAAUAUUAAAGCUUUACAAUCCAGCUGUGGUUCAAAUAAUUAGUUUUGGAAAAUAUGAAAAGAGUCAUGUAUGUAAUAUGAAAAAAUUCAAAGUGUAUGGAGGUCUUGCUGAUGAUAGUAUGAUCGAACUUCUUGAUGGGGGACUAAAAAACAACAAUCAAACGGAGUGCUUCAAUCUAAAAUACAUUGCUGGUGAAAACAUGUUUGCUUGUCGAUAUAUAAAAAUAGUACCUAUUCAGUCAUGGGGUCCAAGUUUUAAUUUUAGUAUCUGGCAUGUCCAGCUUCAGGGUAUUGAAGAUUGGGAUUUUGUAAAGCCAUGUGUUAGUUGGUUCAAUUUUUAUCGAGAAAGAGAAGCGAUCAGGCUUUGCUUGAAACAUUUUCGACAGCACAACUAUACGGAGGCUUUCGAAUCUUUACAGAAAAGGACCUGUGUACAACUAGAAGAUACCUUGUUAACAAAAUUGCAUCAAUGUCUUGUAAUUGAUGGAGACUAUAUGGCUGCUGAGAAGUUGUUGAUCAGUGCAGUUCACGAUGGUUGCUUAGAUAAUUACCUAGAUCAACAAACACAUAAAGCAAAAUGGGUUCCUAUAAUACCAGAGCCAAAAAUUCCAGAAACUGAAGGUUCAAAGCCAGGUAUGAGAGGUGGUCAUCAGAUGUGUAUUGAUGUUCAUACAGAAAAUAUUUACUUAUUUGGAGGAUGGGAUGGUACAUCAGAUCUCUCUGAUUUAUGGUGUUAUCAUAUACCUUCUGGUACGUGGAACUGUCUGUCCCGGGACACAACAUGUCAGGGUGGUCCUACUCCUCGUUCAUGCCACAAAAUGUGCCUUGAUCCUGAAAGAAAAAAGAUAUUUGUUAUCGGCCGCUACCUUGAUUCCCAAAUGCGAGUGCCAAAAUAUUUAAAGAGUGAUUUCUUUGUGUAUGACAUUGAUUCUAAUCAGUGGACUUUAAUUACUGAUAACACGGCUGAGAUGGGUGGUCCAAGAUUAGUGUUUGACCAUCAAGUUUGCAUGGAUGUUGAAAAGAACACAUUAUAUGUGUUUGGUGGAAGAAUAUUAGUGAGUAAUAGUACCUCAUCUAGUGAUGAAAACGUUUGUCCUGAACCCAUGUUUAGCGGUUUAUACUCUUACCAUGUUCCUACCAAUACUUGGACUAAACUUCGAGAUGAUUAUCCUAAGCCCAGAAGAUUUGACUUUGAAAUUAAGUCAAGAAUUGGUCAUUCAAUGCUUUUCCAUGAGAAAUCCCGCUUACUCUAUAUAUUUGCUGGGCAAAGAGCCAAGGAGUAUUUAAGUGAUUUCUUUACCUAUAAUGUUGACAGUGACAGAAUAGAUUUCAUAUGUGAUGGAUCAGAUAAUGAACUUCCUCCUGCUGGUUUUACCCAAAGGGCUACUAUUGAUCCAGAACUUAAUGAAAUUCAUGUGUUAUCUGGUUCAAAUAAAGAUAAAAGAGAUGAGCAUGUAAAAAAUUCUUUUUGGAUUUAUGAUAUAAGUCACAAUAAAUGGUCUUGUGUUUAUCAAAGUGAAGUUCGAGAAAAUGACUCUGCUUCCCAAAAUGCUCAACCUUCUGAACCGUGCCCACGUUUUGCCCAUCAACUAGUCUACGACCAUGUGAAAAAAGUGCAUUAUUUGUUUGGUGGUAAUCCUGGUAGACUGCAUUCUCCAAAAAUGCGUUUAGAUGAUUUUUGGUCACUUCACCUAUUCCGCCCAACCAAAGAAAUGCUUUUGCGUCAGUGUUGCAGAAUCAUUCGACAACACAAAUUUCAAGAAAUAGCCUCAGUAGAUCAAAUUGCAGCCCUUCAGUAUUUACAAACAGAGCUCGCCAGUACUGUUGAUCAUCAAAAUUCUGAAGAAACAAAAGAAUUUCAGCUUUUAGCAUUCAACUUAUUUAAGGAAAAAGAAAAAGAAGCCAAAGAUGAACUGAGUGUGGAUGAAACUUUUAAACGAAGGAGCCAACUUUUUGAACAAUUGACAGAGUUCUUCCCUGAUUCCAUGACUCAACCAAAAAGUAAUCUCAUUGAUUUGAUAUCACUGUGAAGCUCUUCAUCUUUGUAUAUAUUCAAUUAGCCUAUCUGGAUUUGGCUCUGUUUGUGCCAAUUGUAUAUUUCCUGUACAUUAUCAACCGUAGAGAUGUGCCUUCUAUUUUUGGAAAUCGUUCACUUUAUUUGAAGAAGAAAAAAAAGAAGCUGGUGAAAUAAAAUUUUAUCUCCUAUUAUUA
Molecule: messenger RNA, 2483 nt
Organism: Parasteatoda tepidariorum (common house spider)
Lineage: Eukaryota; Metazoa; Arthropoda; Arachnida; Araneae; Theridiidae
Gene: muskelin
Product: muskelin 1
Cellular component (GO): cytoplasm
Molecular function (GO): protein binding
Source: RefSeq, a predicted model, not a curated record